GUAGCGUUGACUUCUGUACUCGAAUAUUUCCUUCUAGUAGUCGACCAUGGGGAAACGCAAGAAGUCAUCACGAAAACCGGCAGCUGCAGCAAGAACCAAGGUUCCGCUGGAUACUGCUUUUACAUGUCUGUUUUGUCACCACGACAAGUCCGUGACAGUCAGAGUAGACAGAAAAGAAGGCAUCGCUCAGUUGGUUUGUAGAGUGUGUGAUCAGCGGUAUCAGAGCAAAGUCAACCACUUGACAGAACCUAUCGACAUCUAUUCUGAGUGGAUAGAUGCUGCUGACGCUGCACAAAAGGACGAGCACUCCCAUCGCCGUCCCACUGCUUCUUCAAGCAGACCUGUUCCAGCCCCUCCAUCCAUCGGAAGCGAUGACGACUAACCUUUAGUUUGCAUCCUUGACGGAUAUCGAGGCUUUUAUGGCGUACCACCACUCUCGCCAUCACCGUAAAACCUUCGAUAGCCAGGUGCUUUCACGGAGAGCACAUUUGGUGCUACCUUCAAUCCAUAUGGAGUGUAGGCUACCUGGUUAUCUCUAGAUCCCACCAAGCUAUCUAGUUGGUCUUGAAAACAAUAGAGAUGAUAUCAUUAUUAUUCUUACAGCUUUUGUAGACUAUUGUCUGUUAGGAUAGCAUUGUAAUUGACCUCCUACAGAGCUGUGGAUACUGCAAUUGUAUGUUAGAAAAUUGCUUGAUAAGA
Serpula lacrymans var. lacrymans S7.9 is the source of this 699-nucleotide messenger RNA. RefSeq lists its product as uncharacterized. The coding region runs from base 47 to 382 and encodes 111 amino acids. Gene Ontology annotation, cellular component: transcription elongation factor complex. Lineage: Eukaryota; Fungi; Basidiomycota; Agaricomycetes; Boletales; Serpulaceae. Gene Ontology annotation, molecular function: RNA polymerase II complex binding. The transcript has 3 exons. Gene Ontology annotation, biological process: transcription elongation by RNA polymerase II. The record is from RefSeq and is a predicted model, not a curated record.